AUGGAUGAUACUAAUGGCGUGGAUAAUGAGAUUUCAACCCAAAAAGCUGAGCAGGAAAACACAGAAGGGGAUUCUGAGCGUCAAGAGGAGUCAGUAGAUCAAGAGAAAGCGAGUGAACUGAGUUCUGAAAAUGCUGCUGGGACGGGGCAGGAAGGUGAGGCGGAUCAAAAGAAAUUUGGCGACGAGAAUGGCGUAAAUGAUAGCCAGGGAAAUGAUAAUGAAGAGAAGAAGAAUGAAGAGAACAAAGAGACAAGGGAGACUAGAGAGAACGAAAGUCAGCAAGAGAAUGGAGAGAGAGAGGGAGAGAGAGAGACUAGAGAGAACGAGAGUCAGCGGGAGAAUGUAGAGGCAAAAGAGACAGAGAAUAAGGAAAAUGGAGAGAGAGAAAACAGCACCGAAGUGAAGGAACAAGAGAAGAAGAAUGAAGAGAACAAAGAUGAAGUGGAGAACAAAGAAAAGGAGAGGCUAGAGAGAGAGAACGGGAAUCAGGAAGAGCAUGUAGUGGCAAAAGAGACAGAGAAUAAGGAAAAUGGAGAAAGCAGCACUGGAGUGAAAGAGCAAGAGAAGAAUGAAGAGAACAAAGAUGGAGUGGAGAACAAAGAGAAUGGAGGCAAAAGGACAGAGAAUAAGGAAAAUGGGGAGGAAGCAACACUGAAGUGA
This is a messenger RNA of Neltuma alba, 660 nucleotides long. Its product is annotated as myb-like protein X. Lineage: Eukaryota; Viridiplantae; Streptophyta; Magnoliopsida; Fabales; Fabaceae. The transcript is spliced from 2 exons. The coding region runs from base 1 to 660 and encodes 219 amino acids. The record is from RefSeq and is a predicted model, not a curated record.